Durio zibethinus is the source of this 991-nucleotide messenger RNA. RefSeq lists its product as uncharacterized. The record is from RefSeq and is a predicted model, not a curated record. NCBI's taxonomy places the organism in Eukaryota, Viridiplantae, Streptophyta, Magnoliopsida, Malvales, Malvaceae.
AACCGCCAUUCAACUAUUAUUCAAGCUCCCCACCUCAAUUAUAUAUAUUUUCUCUCUUUUUCUUUUUUUAACCCAAACAAAACAAAAAUUUAAGGGAAUUAGAUUUCGGGUCAAACAAACCAAUCAAGAAAAAGCAGAGCAAAUGCUGCAACUGUUUUUCGCGGUGGCUUUCUCGGCGGUGCCGUUGACCCUCUACGUGCCGCCGAUUCGAAGCCUGAAUCUAUUCGUCGAGACAAUCGAAGAUAUGCUCCGACAGACAACCUUGUACACACUCAGGGCUUAUCCUCGUAUCCGCCUCGGGUUUUCUCGUAUCUUCGGCUCCAUUUUUCACUUGUCUAGUUUCAGCCAUACACAACUUGCUGGAAGCCCUAAUGUUGAGCAGAGGAAUUUGCUGGAGAAAUUCAAGGAUUGAUUGUUGAGAACAUUGCAUUUGGCAUCUUCACUUAUCGACUGUUUUGGAACUUACCAGAUUGUUAGGGUUUGAGGACAGCAAAUACAGUUAAAUCAUUGCAUUUAUGAUUUUGCUCAGUUGUAUUCCAGAACUAAAAGUACAGAACUUGACAACAUCACUUUGCCAUUACAACUGCUAUGGCAUAGAUAUUUUUAUAUAUUAUUCUCUUUUUAUUUUCUGCUUUCUUUUUUACUUAAAUAACGUUUGGUAUCUUUUGUACAAUCAUAUUUUUUUUUGUUCUUUGAUUAAUCCUAACUUACCAAACAUAGGCUAAAACUAAUCCAUCCAAAUGUUUUAUGAAUGAAUUGUCACCAGCCAUGUCUAUAUUGAACUAUACCACACAAUCACAAACAAACAAAAAAGGAUAUUUGAAAGAGAUAAUAGAGCUCCUUAAUUUGAAAGAUAAUGACAUAGAACUUAUCCAAUUUAUAAAAUGACUUGGGCCGAUUUGGAUGCAAUUUGGAUAAUGCUUUUACUUUUUUUUUUAAUUUUUUCUUUUAAUAGAAAAUAGACAGUAAAAAAUAAAAAAAAAUAACUGAG